GAUAACGCGUGGAGUCUCUGUCCAUUCCUGUAUAGUCUCUAGUCUCGGGGAGGGGGAGGUUGGUGACUCCGCAGGCAAAGGCGACGGUACUGUGAGCCGCCUCACGUGUGUUUCGUGCUCUCUUUCCCCUCGUGUAGGACCGCGCUGGCGUGUAGGCCUUAGCAACAGCCAGAAGGAGGCGGAGCUGACGCGAGCGGACCAGCUGGUUCAGAUCCCUCCUUCAUCCACCCUUCUUCUUCUUCCUCAAUUCUUUCUCUUUCUUGUGUCUUCUUUUCGUCUUUCUCCUGUGCGCUGCGCGUCUCAUUCUGUGCUGCUGCCGCAGAAGGAAAGUGGUGGUGGCACCGCCAGCUUCGUGCCCCUACACCAUCUUGCCCUUCGCUCUCCCAGAAACAGUCUGAAGCUAUCUGCAGCACCUCCGACAUCGGCUGUGGGGUUUCUGCUCCGCCCCCUUCUAGGAGCAGAUGUUCCUGACAGUGUUACUUAUCAAUACAAUUGAAGUAUUGAAUUAUAUAUUAACAUCCAUAUAGCCAUCUUUAAAAAUGCUGAUAUCACUUUUUGUGGGCAAGAAUUGAAAUGGCUCAGGAGACAAACCAGACCCCAGGGCCCAUGCUGUGUAGUACAGGAUGUGGAUUUUAUGGAAAUCCUAGAACAAAUGGCAUGUGUUCUGUUUGCUACAAAGAACAUCUUCAGCGACAGCAGAAUAGUGGUAGAAUCAGCCCAAUGGGUAAAGGGACAUCUAGUGGUUCAAACAGUCCUACCUCAGACUCUCCAUCUGUACAGAGAGCAGAUGCUAGCUUAAGCAACUGUGAAAGUACUGCUAGUAGCACAUCUGGAAAAUCAAGAAAUGUGUCUGUUGCCGCUUUGCCUGUAAUGCAGCAAAUGACAGAAAUGAGCAUUUCAAGAGAGAAGAAAUUAUCACCAAAAACAGACAUCGAGCCAGUUGUUACUCAACCAAGCCCAUCAGUUUCUCAACCUAGUACUUCACAGAGUGAAGAGAAAGCUUCUGAACUGCUUAAACCAAAGAAGAACAGAUGUUUCACAUGCAAAAAGAAGGUUGGCCUUACGGGGUUUGAUUGCCGAUGUGGAAACUUAUUUUGUGGACUUCACCGUUAUUCUGACAAGCAUAACUGUCCAUAUGAUUACAAAGCAGAAGCUGCAGCAAAAAUCAGGAAAGAGAAUCCAGUUGUGGUGGCUGAAAAAAUCCAGAGAAUAUAAACUAGUCUAUUUGUGAAAAGACUGACUUUUGUUUUAUUUUAAUAUGCCCUAUGAAAGCAUUAAAGAGCAGAUGCAUGGCCAUUUUCUUUUGUUCUCCAAAGUUUUCAUUUUAGCCUUGUCUGUCUUAAUGUUUUUUCACGAUGUUUGGGUGUUUGUCACAGGCAGAAUUGGAUAGAUACAGUCCUUGAAAAUGUAUAUGCUCUCCUCAGAAUAUGAUUGGAUGGCUAGAACCUGCAUGGGAAUACACAUGCACAGAAGACAGGCUCUGGUUCACAUGUGCCAAACAGAUGUUUACUUAAUGUUUGCCGCAGAUCUUCCUUUUGAGAUGUUCAAGGUGUUUAUGACUAACCAAAGACUGUGCCUGUUUGGGAGGAGGAUAUGUCAGAAAGGCUGAUGGUCUACUUCUAUCCAUUUGAAAUCUUAUUUUAUUUUUAGUUUCCAUGCUUCAUUGUAUUCCAGCAGAAUAUAAGACAUGUAGAGGGCUCUACCAUCCAGUAAGAUGAGUGUUGGUGCCAUAUUUAAUAAAAAGUAAUUUAUCAAUUGCAAUGAGAAAAAUGGGGAAAAAAAAUCAGAUAUGUAUGAGAAGAAAACUAUUUUAAAGCAGAUAACAACUUUAGAAUAAUGAAAAUUAUAGUAAUUUUCCAAAGGAAUGUCCUGUUAGAAAUUUAAGAACUGUCCUGCAACAGUUGUCUGCUUUUCCUUGCAUAGCUAAUAAUGUUGUGUAGCACAAUAUUGUGCUAAGAUUGACUUAGAAAACAAAACCUAUAGGUGGGAUUUUUAGACAUACCACAGCAACUCUGUCAAAUGACACAUGCAUCUGUGUAAGUUGCAGAAGUAUUUCAGCAGUUUAUUAUUCAUGUGCUUCUUAAAUUCAGCACAUUCUGGGUUCAAAAACUAUUACGAGUUUUUUUUCAGUUAAAAAAAAAGUUUUAAAUGUAACAAUUGUUGUGUAUGGGAAUCAUACCCAACAUGACUCCUGUAGACUUAAGUGGGAGCUGGAACCACUCUUGGAAGGCUGCUUUAUCAUUUUUAAUAGUAUUUCGGUGUAGGACUGCAGUGUUCUUGGGUAUAUUGCAUGGGCUCCAUUAUCUACAGCUUUGUAUAAUAACUACAAAGGACAGUAUAGUUCACUGAUGCUUGUCUGGUAAAAUAAUUUCUGUGUUAUAAUGGAAGGGGGUUUUGUGAUGUAUGAAACUUGUGGUGGUUUUUUAUAUAAUCGAGUAUAGUGUGGACUAGUGUUGUAAUGCCUCUUCAUAUAUAUGUACACAAGAUGCUACUUAUGAUUUUUAUUGCAGUGUUCAAUCUUAGUUUUUUAGUUCACUUAAAAAAUCAAGCUUUUGCUUGAAAUUUGUUCUUUCAAUUUAGUUAUCAGAUAUGCAAGCAUGUACAGAUAGUUCAUACUUAGGUAUGGCACAUAAUCACUCUAUCCAGCAUCUAUGCUCUGCUGUAUUAUGCAAAUAAUAAAAAUCAUGUACAGAAAGAAA
Taeniopygia guttata (zebra finch) is the source of this 2699-nucleotide messenger RNA. Its product is annotated as AN1-type zinc finger protein 5. The record is from RefSeq and is a predicted model, not a curated record. NCBI's taxonomy places the organism in Eukaryota, Metazoa, Chordata, Aves, Passeriformes, Estrildidae. Gene Ontology annotation, molecular function: DNA binding; zinc ion binding.